This is a messenger RNA of Drosophila kikkawai, 2295 nucleotides long. Its product is annotated as probable peptidoglycan muropeptide transporter SLC46. Gene Ontology annotation, biological process: transmembrane transport. Gene Ontology annotation, cellular component: membrane. NCBI's taxonomy places the organism in Eukaryota, Metazoa, Arthropoda, Insecta, Diptera, Drosophilidae. The record is from RefSeq and is a predicted model, not a curated record. Gene Ontology annotation, molecular function: transmembrane transporter activity.
UCUAAUUGCGAGUCGCCGUCGCCGGAUUGGAUUUGAAUUCGUGUUUCCUGAUAUCGCGGCAAUCAAAAGCUUGAAUAAUAAUAAUCGAAUUACACAUUAGUUAACCCAUAAAUCUGAUCGGUAGUGCCGGGUCCCAGGGCUUUUAAUCCCAUCGCAGUUACGUGACUAGUGUUGCAAUGCUGUGCUAAGAGACUAGACGCCACCGCAGAGACAUUGAAGCGGGUUCAAGAAUUUGGCCAUAACCAUCAUCGGACACCCAAAAGUCGCAUACUAAAGCCGAAACAUGGUAGAGAAGGCCUCGAAUGCGUUCACGCUGGAAAAGCUGCGCAAUCUGCAAUGGCAAAAGGUGUUUCAUAUGUUCUACAUAGAACCGGUUGUCUUUAUGCUGCUCUUUUCGCACACGCUGUCGGGCACCAUCCAGCGCAACCAGGUCAUCUACCAGACGUGCACGGUCAUCUUUCACUACAAUGUCUCCGAUUGCAAGCAGCUGGACGUGAAGAACGCCAGUGCCGAGAUUAAUGCCAUCGAGACUGAGCUGCAGCCGUAUGUGGCCAACCUGUUCCUCACCCGCACCCUCUUGGAGAGCAUAGUUCCGGCCUUCUGUGGCCUUUUCAUCGGCUCCUGGUCGGAUCACUACGGGCGCAAGCCUCUCCUGAUUGUGUCCAUGAUAGGAUUCUCGGCCUCCUUCCUAAUGAUGGCUGCCAUUUGCGAGCUGUCCAGCUAUUACAUGAUCAAUCCCUGGUGGUAUAUCCUGGCGGCCGUGCCGCAUUCCGUGCUGGGCGGUAACUGCGUCUUCUCGGUGGCCGCCUUUUGCUUUAUCUCGGACAUCACGGACUGCAAGUCGCGGCCAUAUCGCAUGAUCUUCAUGGAGUCGCUCUUCUUCAUCGGUUUGACCAGCGGCUCCUUGCUAUCUAGCUUCGUGUACGCGGCAGUGGGAUCAGCGGCGACCAUCGGCCUCUCCGGCUGCAUCGUUACCUUUGCCACGUUCUUCGUUAUUUUCUUUGUGCCAGAGAGCCUGCACUAUAGGCACGCUCAGGACGCUAAGAACGCCAUUGCGGCUGGUGGAGAAAAGGAUUGCAAGGAGAAGGACGUACCGAUAACCGCCUGUGAUCUCCAAGUGGACCGCCUGGGCAUCGACUGUCCACCCAAUUUUAUGGAUGAAGAAGCGCAGGAGAAGAAGGGUAGCCAGUUGGAGAAAGGACGCCCGGUCCCCUGCGAGUUGCCCACCCCGGCCACUCCAGCCAUGAGCUUCGACGAGGACCUGCUAGCCAAGUACGUAGAAAAGUUGCCCCAGAAGGCAGAGGAGCGCAAGCGACAGCAGACGGAGGAGAGCGUGAAGAAGGCGGGCCUGUUCAGCGUGGUCCACAUCAGAGACAUGGUUAGCACCUGCUUCAAGCGACGCGAGCAUCACGCGCGCGCCAUCAUCUGGCUCGUCACCCUGGCCAUGUUCCUGUCCAUCUUUGUCUUUGAUGGCGUGAUGACGGUAAUGUAUCUGUUCGUGCGCGAGAAGUUCCACUGGACGGUGAGGGACUACACGUUCUUUGAGACGGUUAGCCAUCUAGUGCCCAUGAUUGGGGCUCUCAUUGGAUUCCUGAUUCUGCGAAAGGUCUUCCGCCUGUCAGUGGUGACCUUGGCCCUGCUUGCCUUCUUCUCUGAGAUAUUGAACAAUAUGGCCAAGGGCUUUGCCACAAUGCCCUGGCACAUGUACCUCUCGGUGACCCUGGGCGUAUUCCGAUCCAUUUCCGGGCCCAUGUGCCGCACCAUCGUUUCCAAUAUUGUGCCGCCAUCGGAUCUGGGCAAGAUUUUCUCCAUCAAGAAUGUGCUGCAGUCGUUCGCACCCUUCGUCGCCGCCCCCCUGUACACACUGAUCUACAAGCGAUCGCUCACCACGUACCCGGGUCUGUUCAACUUCGUCAGCUCGUUCCUGUACCUGCUCGCGUUCGUGUUCAUCGGGUGCGUCUUGCGAAUCAAAUACAAGCACAAACAGCACUACGCCAAGGUUCUGAAGUGAGACGGCGACGGCGGCACCGGCAGGGUCUGUGGCCAAAUUAACAUGUGAUCAUCCCAAACCAAGCAAUAAACAUUUACAAGUGAAGCGAAUUUAAAGAUGCCAAUCCGGAAAACGAGCUUUUAAUGUGCUCGCGUUUAGCAUUGGUCAUCAGUUGAACGAAUGGAUCGUCUUUGCCUUGUUUAUUUAUGUUAGUCUAUAGUGUAUCGAAUGUGUUUUAAGUUAUUGUAAGGAAAAUCCUAUUUAGUGUAGUGCCGCUUGGAGAAGAAAAUAAUAAAAAAUAAUAC